Molecule: messenger RNA, 1503 nt
Organism: Onychomys torridus (southern grasshopper mouse)
Lineage: Eukaryota; Metazoa; Chordata; Mammalia; Rodentia; Cricetidae
Gene: Gbgt1
Product: globoside alpha-1,3-N-acetylgalactosaminyltransferase 1 (FORS blood group)
Biological process (GO): carbohydrate metabolic process
Cellular component (GO): vesicle; Golgi apparatus; membrane
Molecular function (GO): globoside alpha-N-acetylgalactosaminyltransferase activity
Source: RefSeq, a predicted model, not a curated record
GGCGCCCAACAGUGUUUGCUCUGCCGGGCUCCACCCGGUGUAAGCACGCAGCGAGCUCCGGGGAGUCACCCAGUUCCUGUUUUCCGGGUUGGGAUAUGUCCCUCCUUCCGUCCUAACGGCGGUCAGCCCAAAGGGAGUGAUUCUGUACCUCCAAGGACAGUCUCGCUGAGACCAGCUGUGCCCCACCCGGUCCUCGCUCCACACCCCACAUCAGCCGCUGAGGAGGAGGUGGAGGCCCUGGAGCCAGCACAGGGCAAAGUUCAGGAGUUUCUGAGACCUCAAGAGAGGCAGGCUUGGAGCCUGACCGACCUGGGAGGGAAGUGUCUGACUGGCCAAGGUCCUAGGGGUCGCUAAAGGUGCCUAGCUUCUGUUCAGCACCCAGUGAUGGCCCACCGGAGACUGGCCCUGGGUCUGGCAUUCUGCCUGCUCGCUAGCACAGGUCUCUGGAUCUUGUGGGGAUAUGUCAGGGACUGGCUGCUGGUCUCCUACGUGCCUUAUUACCUCCCCUGCCCAGAGAUUUUCAACACGAAACUGUGGUUCAGGCAGGAGAAGUUGUUCCAGCCCGUGACACAGUUGCAGUACCCUCAGCCUAAGCUUCUAAAACACAGCCCCACAGAGCUGCUGACACUUACCCCCUGGUUGGCACCUAUCAUCUCCGAGGGAACCUUCGACCCAGAGCUUCUGAAGAAUAUGUACCGGCCAUUGAACCUGACCAUUGGAGUCACUGUGUUCGCCUUGGGAAAGUACACCUGCUUCAUCCAGUCCUUCCUGGAGUCAGCUGAAGAGUUCUUUAUGCGUGGGUACCAAGUACACUACUACCUCUUUACCCAUGACCCUUCAGCCGUUCCCAGAGUCCUGCUGGGCCCCGGUCGGCUCCUCAGCAUCAUCCCCAUCCAGGGUCACUCCCAUUGGGAGGAGAUCUCCAUGCGCCGGAUGGAGACCAUCAGCAAACACAUUGCCAAAAGGGCCCACCAAGAGGUGGAUUACCUCUUCUGUCUCGAUGUGGAUAUGGUCUUCCGUAACCCGUGGGGUCCCGAGACCUUGGGGGAUCUAGUGGCUGCCAUUCACCCAGGCUAUUUUGCUGUACCUCGCCGGCAAUUCCCUUAUGAACGCAGGCAAGUUUCUGCUGCCUUUGUGGCAGAUGGUGAGGGGGACUUCUAUUAUGGUGGGGCAGUCUUUGGGGGACGAGUGGCCAAGGUAUAUGAGUUUACCAGAGGCUGCCACAUGGCCAUCCUGGCGGACAAAGCCAAUGGCAUCAUGGCAGCUUGGCAGGAGGAGAGCCACCUGAACCGCCGCUUCAUCUGGCACAAGCCGUCUAAGGUGUUGUCCCCGGAGUAUCUCUGGGAUGACAGGAAACCUCAGCCCCCAAGCCUGAAGCUGAUCCGAUUCUCCACAGUGGACAAGGACACCAACUGGCUGAGGAACUGACAGUGGAGCUGAGACCCACCCCAUGCCAAGCCCAGCCGUGCUCACCUCAGUCUGCCGGGGAGUCCAGCUAGGAGA